Molecule: messenger RNA, 1596 nt
Organism: Gymnogyps californianus (California condor)
Lineage: Eukaryota; Metazoa; Chordata; Aves; Accipitriformes; Cathartidae
Gene: CTSH
Product: cathepsin H
Exons: 12
Coding region: 17-1006 (329 amino acids)
Biological process (GO): immune response
Cellular component (GO): lysosome
Molecular function (GO): cysteine-type endopeptidase activity
Source: RefSeq, a predicted model, not a curated record
UCGGCUCGGCGCGGAUAUGGGCUGGGCCGUGCUACUGGCUGCGGCCGCGCUCCUGGCGCCCGCCGCCGCCUGGGCGCCCUCCGCCGAGGAGGAGCUGCAGUUCAAGGCCUGGAUGCUGCAGAACAACCGGCAGUACGGCCCGGGCGAGUACCCCCGCAGGCUGCGCGUCUUCCUCGGCAACAAGAGGCAGAUCGACGAGCACAACGCCGGCAACCACAGCUUCCAGAUGAGCCUGAACCAGUUUUCAGACCUGACCUUCGCAGAAUUUAAAAAGCUGUACCUGUGGAGAGAGCCCCAGAACUGCUCAGCCACAAAGGGGAACUUCCUGCGCAGCUCCGGGCUGUAUCCCGACUCCAUCGACUGGAGGAAGAAGGGAAAUUACGUGACACCCGUGAAAAACCAGGGCCUCUGCGGGAGCUGCUGGACCUUUUCCACCACGGGAUGUUUGGAGUCUGCUAUUGCUAUUGCAACAGGAAAGCUCCUCUCUCUGGCGGAACAACAGUUAGUUGAUUGCGCCCAGGCUUUUAACAACCACGGCUGCAGUGGGGGCCUGCCAAGCCAAGCCUUCGAAUACAUAUUGUAUAACAAAGGGCUCAUGGGGGAGGACACCUACCCGUACCGGGCCAAGAAUGGCACCUGCAGGUUCCAGCCGGAGAAGGCUAUUGCGUUUGUCAAGGAUGUUAUCAAUAUCACACAGUAUGACGAGGAUGGCAUGGUAGAAGCUGUGGGGAAACACAACCCGGUGAGCUUUGCGUUUGAGGUGACAGCUAACUUCAUGCACUACAAAAAAGGAGUCUAUUCAAACCCACGAUGUGAGCACACUCCUGACAAGGUGAACCAUGCUGUCCUCGCUGUGGGGUAUGGAGAAGAAAAUGGGACUCCUUACUGGAUUGUGAAGAACUCCUGGGGCCCGCUGUGGGGCAUGGAGGGGUACUUCCUUAUUGAACGUGGCAAGAAUAUGUGUGGUCUUGCUGCUUGUGCAUCUUACCCUGUACCUCAGGUGUAAGAGGAGAGCGCAGGCUGGGGAAAGUGGGCAUAGGAAACGGAGCGACUGAUUGUGUACGAAUUUCUGAAUGCUAAAAUCAAGAAAGCGAGAACAAGAUGGAAUACCAGCCUGCUGAAAGUCAUUACCUGCAGGCAGAUUCCUUGGCUUGCACGCAGCUUCUUGCAGUAGGAAGACCCGUGCCGCCUCUUCCCCGGCCAAAAGCAAGCGUGCCCCUGCGCCGAGUGCCACACUCCUGCCUUCUCCUCCCGGCUGCGGUGGGCUGGCGGCAUGCCUCGCUCGCCCUGUCCCCACCAAGGCCCCGCGGCUCUGCCGGGGGGGGUGUCAGCAGCAGGGGGGGCUGCUUGGGCAGUGGAAAUGCCCCGCAGUUACCCGAUUUUAAGACACUGCCGCAACAAAGCUCACCCCUUCCUUCAGGUGGCCGUUUCCCAAUCAACAGGUGUAACUUCUAGCGAUUUUUUAAUUUUCUUUUGAAGGUGAUUUUUCCUUUCUCUAGAGAAAGAUGACUGCUGUGAUUUGUAUGUUUUUAUCUAUUUUCAUUAAAUGUUUUUAGUAUUUUUUUUAAUUAAAAAAAUAGGGUAUUUUAAUGCAAA